AUGCUUUUCUUACAGGUAGAUGUCUACGUUAAUAAAGUUGGACCAUAUGCAAAUACUUAUGAAACGUACCAUUACUAUUCACUUCCGUUUUGUCGCCCUAAACGAGUACGAUGUCUAGCGUUUGAAGGAAUUAAGAAGGGAAUUGGACAACUAUUGCAGGUCGUUCAUAAGAGUUUGUCACUGGGCCAGGUUCUCGAGGGCGAUCGUAUGGCAGAGUCAGCCUAUAACAUAACAGUUAUGAAAAACGUCACUAAAGCUUCUCUCUGUGGGUCUUAUAGCCUUGAACAAGCUGAAGUUACUCGACUUAGAAGUGCUGUUGAGGAGGAGUUUUAUUUUGAAUUCAUAAUCGAUGACUUUCGUCUACGGAAUUUUAUUGGAGUAGUUCAGGAGGUGGAAACUUUUCCACAUAAACAUCUUGUCUUUUUAUAUCGACAUUUCUUGUUCAACUUGCAUUAUAACGAGAGAACCAAGCAGUUUCAGAUAAUUUGUGCAACUUUGGAAAAGGAUUCUAGUUCUGCGGUAGAUCUUAGUGCGUUUGAUAGCAGUAACUUUGAGUUACUUUACAGUGUUGUUUGGAUUCCUACGAAGUUGGUUUUUCUUUUUCAUUAUAAGUUUUUUCAUCACAUUGAAACCUCAUGUGGAAGCAAUAGAGACAAUGACUUUUUCACACCUAAAUCCGUUCAAGUGCAGUGGAUAUCAGUGAUCAAUUCUGCUCUUCUUGUUCUUCUACUAAUAUUUUUUGUUUCACUAAUUCUACUUUCUGUGGUGAGGCAUGAUUUGAAUAGGUAUAAUGAGGCCUCUAGUGACAUCGACAUGAUAGUACUUGAGAACGGAUGGAAAACAGUCUCAAUGGAUGUAUUCCGAAAACCUCCACGGUCAAAUUUUUUUUCUGCAAUCAUAGGUUACAUUUUGAUCUUUUUCUUUACUGGAGUUGGGACGCAAUUUAUUUUCUUAAUCAGCAUAAUUUUGAUUGUUGGUUCAACUGACAUACCUAUAGGGAUUGCUGGAUUUGUUUCUGCCCGAACGUAUCGGCAGCUGGAGGGCGAAAAAUGGAUUCAGAAUGUUGUUAUUACCACCGGAUUAUUUAAUGUUCCCAUGUUUUUUGUAUGGGCUAUCAAUAAUUCAGUCUCCUGGAUUAGUGGUUCAACACAGGCUUUACCGUAUACUACAGUAAUACUGCUCGGCAUUCUUUGGCUUUUCGUUGGUUUUCCACUAACAGUUGUUGGCGCAGCUAUAGGCAAAAAUGUUACGUCAAGAUACUCGGCACCAUGCCGAACUCGUAACGUUCCGCGGGAAUUACCUUUAUUGCCAUUUUACCAUUCAACUAUUUGUUUCUCAUUUUUAAGUGGGAUUGUGGCGUUCAGUUCAAUCGCGGUGGAGUUAAAUUACUUGUUCUCGACAUUGUGGGGACGUGAGACUUACACUUUAUGCCAUAUUUUGUUCAUCAUUCUCUGUCUUCUUAUGGCGGUUGUGGCUGCAACGUCGGCAGCAUUAACUUAUUUCCAGUUAAAUGCAGAGGAUUAUAGAUGGUGGUGGAGAUCUGUUUUUGUUGGAGGAGCUGUCGGUUUUUUCGUUUUCUUCUACGGGGCGUUCUUUUACGAAUACCGUUCAGGAAUGUCAGGAUUACAGCAAACUAUACAGUAUUUUUCUUAUCUGUCCAUGUUGUGUUACGUCUUCUUCUUGUCGUUAGGAAGUGUUUCUUUCUUUGCUUCCCACCGUUUUGUACGUUUUAUUUAUUCUAGUGUGAAAACGGAUUAA
Enterobius vermicularis (human pinworm) is the source of this 1758-nucleotide messenger RNA. The record is from the annotation of a GenBank genome assembly. NCBI's taxonomy places the organism in Eukaryota, Metazoa, Nematoda, Chromadorea, Rhabditida, Oxyuridae.